AUGAAUUUGAAAUUAUCUACGACACUGGUGGUGCUGUUUGUGGCCUAUAGUAGAGCACAGCUGCUUUGUUUCUAUUGCGAUGAUUGUGAUAACUACACUGCAGAGGUAGAAGCUUGUGGUAUCAGCAGACCAGCUCAAACCACCACUCCAGUGGCAUCGACAACAACUACAACUUCGACUUCUAGUGAUCCAACCACAACCCCACCUACCACCACACCGGAGGUACCUGGAACGACCACAACUACGCCUUUGACGACUCCUGGUGAACCUAUCCUGACCCCACCUACCUUACCAGCCCAAAUCACAACUACAACUACAGUUCUUCCAACUGCUGGUGAUCCUAUUCUUACACCCCCAACCAUCCCGAAUUGGAGCUCUUCCACUCAGGGAGAUCAUUUGGCAACGCCUCCAAUCACCCCUCUUCCUUCGGCGAACGUGGAUCAGAAAAAUGGUGAACGCAUAGUGAUUCCUCUUGAACCCAAUACAUCAUAUGCAUGUUCAAUGAUAAGCACAACUGCUGUAAUUUUUGUUUUGGGAGGAUUUAUAGCGACUGACGCCCAAUUGUUGUGCUACCACUGCGAUGACUGCCUCGUAGACACAGCCGUAGUUCAACCGUGCGGGUUUGAUGUUACCAUCCUUACACAAUCAAAUUGGGGUAAAACUAUGGCCGAUGGUCCAGUUUUAACUCCUCCAGCUGGCGGCGAUAUCGGUGCUACUGAAAAUCCGCAAGGUCCAAUAUUGACACCACCAACAAGUGCACCCGGAGACGACAAUACAGGCAAUUCAGGCAAUCCAAUUCUAACACCUCCGGGGGGCACCGAUGGCAGUACUAUUGGACCGAAUCCAGCUGACCCUAUCCUUACUCCGCCAACGUUUCCGGAUGGAGGCGUGAGCAGCGACACACCGAAUGCCGGCGGCGGCGGCGGUUGGGUAACUCCACCAAUCACUAUGGCACCGUUGAAAGGAGCAGAAGCAGAGGCAAAUGGAGACCAGUAUGUCUGCUUAAUGGCUACUUCUACUGUUAAUAAUCGCAAAAUAGUUCGCCGCGGAUGCACUCAGCUAGGUUAUUCUAGUGAUGAAACUUGCAGUCGACUCACCGGAGGACAGCACAGAGAGUGUACCAUUUGUAACAGUCAUCUUUGUAACUCUGGUGCCUGA
Sabethes cyaneus is the source of this 1158-nucleotide messenger RNA. RefSeq lists its product as uncharacterized. The transcript has 5 exons. The record is from RefSeq and is a predicted model, not a curated record. NCBI's taxonomy places the organism in Eukaryota, Metazoa, Arthropoda, Insecta, Diptera, Culicidae. Bases 1 to 1158 code for a protein of 385 amino acids.